AUGGGCCAACUGGCCAAGAAGUUGGAAGAGAAAUUUGACAAGGGUUUUGGAGCCAAUACAGAGGCUAACCCAAAGGAAGAGUGUAAAGUUAUCACCACUAGAAGUGGUAAGGUGUUAGUUGAAAAAGAGAGGGAGGACAGAGAAAAGAAAGCUGAGGAAGUGGAGAGAGAUGCCAUCAUUCAAAAGCUUCUUCCACCGAAGUUUAAAGACCCUGGUAGUUUUACUAUCCCAUGCACCAUUGGGACGUUAGCUAUUGGGAAGGCUUUGAUAGAUUUGGGAGCAAGCAUCAACUUAAUGCCUCUCUCUAUGUUCAAGAAGAUUGGAGAGUUGGAAUUGAAGCCUAGUUGUAUGACUCUCCAACUAGCUUACAGGUCCAUUAAAUACCCUCAUGGAGUGGUGAAAGACGUGUUAGUCAAGGUUGACAAAUUUCUCUUCCCGGUGGAUUUUGUCAUAAUGGAAAUGGAGGAGGAUAUUGACGUUCCUCUCAUCCUUGGGAGACCCUUCAUGAAAAUCGCAAGAGUGUUAAUUGAUGUUGAUAAUGGGAAACUCAAGGUGAGAGUGCAAAAUGAAGAAGUUGACUUCAAUGUUUUUGAAGCUAUGUCCCAUCCAAAUGAUGAUGAAGAGUGUUUUCAACUUGAUGCUUUGGAUGAGGAAAUCCCUCCUCAUGAAGUGAAGAUUGAAGAUUUAGAUGCUAAGGAGAAAGUCAAAGAAGGCGAGAUUGAGUUAAAAAUGUUAUCCUCACAUUUGAAAUAUGUAUUUCUAGAAGAGGGUGGUAACAAACUUGUCAUCAUCAACAAUUCUUUAUCCUCCACAAAAGAAGAAAAAUUGAUUGAAGUUCUCAAGGCUAAGUAG
Molecule: messenger RNA, 852 nt
Organism: Vigna radiata var. radiata (mung bean)
Lineage: Eukaryota; Viridiplantae; Streptophyta; Magnoliopsida; Fabales; Fabaceae
Exons: 3
Coding region: 1-852 (283 amino acids)
Source: RefSeq, a predicted model, not a curated record